CACAAUGUCGGCAUCAACCAGCGCUACAUUUCCAGUUGAACACCCAGACGACGCUGUCCCUCCUACAGAACCGCUGAAGACUAGUUACAUCCAUGCCACCAGUAGGCUCCCGUUAUUGGCGACCACAAUCGGGUCUCUGUUGACGGAGGCCACCGCAGCUGACCCAGACCACGUACCACUCAUCUACCCAGAAUACAACCAGCACCUGUCAUACAGGGAAUGGCUGCAACAGAGCGAUCGGCUGGCUAAGGGUUUCCUAGCUUUAGGCUGUGCUAAGGGAGACAGGGUUACCAUAGUGGCGUUUCCGGACAAGACAUUUCCAAUUGCAGUGUUUGCAGCGACCUCUAUAGGAAUGAUUUGUCACGCGCAAGCCUAUUUGUUUGAACCGAGAUCAAAACAUCUUGAAAUGCUCGUUAACAAGGCCAAAAUCAGUGUCAUGUUGUUAUUCCCUGGGAUAAACGAUGUUAAUGUAAAAGCUUUGAAAGAAAUCCUUCCUGACUUGGACAAGUGUGAGGGGCGGAAUAUCACAUCUGAAAGUCUACCAACCUUACGUCACGUGGUCAUAGGUGAUGCAAGGGUGACCGGGUUGACUAUUGAGAGUCUGUGUACCCUGGGGGAGAGCAUCAGCGACCAGACGCUGAGAGAAGCCAAGGCUAAAGUUACCAUGGACGACAUCAGCUAUGCAUUCUGCACUACGGGCAGCACGGGAUCUCCGAAGACAGGCCUUAAUACCCACCACAGCACCGUAAAUUCGAUGAAAUAUACAUUUAUGAGAAAUGGAAUCGGAGCUCAGCACUCAGUUGUAGGGCUCAUGAGCAGCGCAGUAGACGACAUCCAGAUUGACUGCGUCGUGUGGUCGGUCAGGGAUUAUAAGAUCCGCCCCAAAGCAGUAGUGUUUCCGUCCACGCUUUGGAACGCUUACUACGACCAACUUGGACUCACGGAAGAGGAGGGUUGGGGUGUAGAAGAUCUACUCAGGACGAUACAAGAUUACAAAAUUACGCAUGCCGAUGUUUACCCGCAGUUUUGGGCAAAAAUUUUGGAACGCCCUGAAUUAUUGAAGAAGUAUGAUAUAUCGUCGCUAAAACGAGGCACCUGGACUGGCACGUACUUGAGCGAGAAUUUACAGAAACAAAUGUCACAGUUAAUCCCAGAAUUUACGAAUGGUUUGGGCCUGUCAGAAGUGUAUUACGUUUCAAUGACUUACCCUCGUGACUCUGACCCUAGCCAUAGAUUUGGAUCUAUGGGCUUUCCCAUUGGGCAUACUGAGGUGAAAAUAGUGGAUGAAGCCAAUGAGAGGAUUGUUCCAAUUGGGACAGUUGGUGAAAUUUACGUACGUAGCUUUGCCGUGCUGCUUCGAUAUGAUGAUGAAGAGCAGACAAAAAAGGCAAAAACACCAAGUGGCUGGUAUAAGACAGGUGACAUGGGUAAAAUGGACGAGAAGGGGUUCAUAUACUUUAUGGGGCGCAAGUCUCAAACCAUGAUGUACAACCACUAUUCCGACAAAGUGUAUCCUCAGCCCAUUGAGGAAACCGCCAUGAAACACCCUAAAGUCAAAGAGGCCGCGGUUGUCGGACUCCCAAAUGGUGCAUUUGGUGACACCAUCAUUCUUUGUGUGAUCUUGGAACCGGGGACAACUUUGACAACUGACGAACUUUACGACUACUGUAAAAAGGAACUUCUAGCAAAUUAUAUACCGGAUGAGUUUUAUAUCUUUGACAAAUUCAUAAAAAUUGGCCCAAGGCACAAGGUAAGUAGCCCAGGGUCCUGUUUCACAAAAAAAUAAGUCAGCUUCACUGAUUAAGAAUUUGGUUACCAACGUUACACCGUGCCGUGCACACACCUUAUCCUAUCAUGAAACAGUAUUAGAGCACUUUUA
Molecule: messenger RNA, 1879 nt
Organism: Lingula anatina
Lineage: Eukaryota; Metazoa; Brachiopoda; Lingulata; Lingulida; Lingulidae
Product: medium-chain acyl-CoA ligase ACSF2, mitochondrial-like
Source: RefSeq, a predicted model, not a curated record